AUGGGCUUCCGCAACAGAGAGCCCAGAGUGGGCGGGCUCUUCUUCCGGAUCCUUCUCAUGGCCAACUUCAUCGCGAUGAUGGCGUACGGCGCAAUCACGCCAUCCCAGAUGACCAAGGUCACAGCAGAGGUCGUGACUAUCGCGAUAACUGCCGUCGGCAUGGUCGUCCAGGUCUACGUGGCCGUAGCCCGCUUCAUCUCCCUGCCGUACUCGAUCUGGGCCGUCAUCGCGCUCGACAGUGUCUGCGCCGCCGGCUGGGUGGCCGCCAUCGCCGUGCUGGCGUGCUGGGACCGCGACGUGGUCUACUUCCCGCGCGACGGCGACCCGGACGCGUGGUUCCAGUGCGCCAGCACGCACAGCUACGACCAGGUCCUGACGAGCGACGGGUACGGGUCCUGGAUCAAGAUCCUGUGGUGCGAGGUGGACGUCGACGGGCGGCACCGGCUGAUUGGGAACAAGGCGGCGCGGCAGCAGCUGCAUGUGCUCAUCGGCCUGGCCACCGUGGCGCUGGUCUUCACCGGCUUCCUGAUCUUCUACACGGUCGCAAGGGGGCGAUCUCUCAACUUGAUCCGGACUCAUAGACGGGCCCACGCACCGUACUGA
Messenger RNA from Phaeoacremonium minimum UCRPA7, 603 nucleotides. RefSeq lists its product as hypothetical. Lineage: Eukaryota; Fungi; Ascomycota; Sordariomycetes; Togniniales; Togniniaceae. The coding region runs from base 1 to 603 and encodes 200 amino acids. The record is from RefSeq and is a predicted model, not a curated record. The transcript has a single exon.